ACAGCUCGGAACGGCUCCGCGGUGGGCACGGCACCAUGGAGAUCUGGAGCAGCCCCGCCGCUUACGACGAGCUGAACGGGAACGCGGAGCGCGGCGGCGGCGCGGACCCCAUCGCCCGAGAGCUGGAGGAAGUGCUGUGCACCGAGCGGGCCGUGCGGAUCACCAAGACGUACCACGACAUCGAUGCUGUCACCAACCUACUGGAUGAGAAAGAGAGGGACCUGGAGCUGGCGGCGCGCAUCGGGCAGUCCCUGCUGAAGCAGAACCGCAGCCUGACAGAGCGCAAUGAGCUGCUGGAGGAGCAGCUGGAGCUGGCCAAGGAGGAGAUCGCACAGCUGCGCCACGAGGUCUCCAUGCGGGACGAUCUGCUCCACUUCUACACCACCACCACUGAGGAGAGUGAGCCCACCUCUGCCCCCAUCAUGCCGCUGCGCCGGAACGAGUCCUCGCUGUCCCUGCAGGAGUACUUCCAGUACGAUGCUCUGCAGCAGAAGCUCCGGUGCCUGGAGGAGGAGAACCAGAAGCUUCGCCUGGAGGCCACCACCAUUGUGACCGAGACCAGCCGGUACGAGGACCAGGAGCAGCAGCUGAUGAUCGACUGUGUGGAACAGUUCUCUGCAGCCAGCCAGCAGGUCGCCUGCCUGUCGGACGAGCUGGCCCGUAAGGCCGAGGACACAGCGCGGCAGCAGGAGGAGAUCAGCCAGCUCCUGGCACAGGUGGUGGAGCUGCAGCAGAAGUGCAGAACGUACGGCGCGGAGGUGGAGGAGCUCCAGCAGCAUCUGGCCGCGGCCAAGGAGGUGCAGCAGCAGCUCCGGACGGAGCUGCGGGACCUGCAGGACAAGUACACGGAGUGUGGUGGGAUGCUGCAGGAGGCCCAGGAGGAGGUGAAGAGCCUGCGCAGCCGCAGCCUGCCCAACAGCACCGUCAGCCGCUACGGCGCAAGCAGCAGCCUCCUGCCCCUGGAAUCACUGGCGGCUGAGAUCAAGGGGACGAUGAGGAAAGGGACGGACUCCUCCUCAGACUACAGGAGCUGUCUGCGCGUUUUUGAGACGGUGAAGGCAGUGAACCACGCGGCCAAGGCCCGGUCGAGCUCCGCGUCCCCCCAGCACACACCUGGCUCCAAGCAGACGUCGGCUGCUCCCUCUGAGGGGGGCAACACCCCUCAUCCCGGCCCAGAGGGUGCCCAGACCGUGGGCCCUCGGGCAGCCCCCGGCCGCCAGGACCUGGAGGCGGCGGUGCAGCGGCUGUCGGUGCAGCAGCAGUGCCACUCCUCGGAGGAGCGCUCCUUCUUUGAGGCGGAGCCGUGGCGGCUGCAGGAUGAGGACGGCUCCAGCGGGAUCCUGACGCCCAACGGCAGCGUCGUGUCCGCCAGCACCGCCUGCUCGGGGGGCUCUGAGCACACUGCUGCCUCUGGCUUCUCGCUGGGCUCGCUCAGCUUCCUGCCCGACAAGCUGCAGAUCGUAAAGCCGCUGGAAGGCUCAGUGACGCUCCACCACUGGCAGCAGCUGGCGCAGCCCAACCUGGGGGGGAUCCUGGUGCCGCGUCCCGGGGUGCUCACUAAGGACUUCAGGCCCCUGGACAUCGACCUGGAGGAGGUGUACAGCCUCACCGACCUGGAGGAGGACGAGGUGGAGGCCGCCUCCUUCCAGCUGCUGCCCACCUCCACGCCCAUCAAAGCCAUGGAGCGCCCCGGGGUGUUCCUCUCUGCUAACAACCUCCCCCAGACCCCGUCCACCUUCACCAUCACCACCUGCCACAUCCUCCACCCCACCACUGAGCUCACCACGGUGAUGCCCAGCCUGCAUCACACCGUCGUGCCUUCUUGUGGGCCCUUUGAGGGGCUGAACCGCAGCCCCCCCUCUUCGCAGCCGUCCUGCCCAGCGCUGGCACACAGCCCCGCCCCCCCCGGGCCCCCUCUGGGCCUCGUCCGCCUCCUGCUGCUGCGCGGCAUCAACGCCGUGGUGUCCCCGGCCCCGUCCAGGAGGGUCCCCCCGCUCCUCCCCCAAACCUGCCCCGCGGUGGGGGGGGAGCAGGGACCCUCACCGCGGAGCAGCAUCUUCAGCGGGAACCUCGUGCAGAAGCUGCUGCGCCUGGGGCUGCACCGCGUGGUGGCCCGGGGGGAGCGGUCCUACGAGCACGGGGAGCGCCGGGAGCAGCGCGAUGCGCCCACGUGAGGGCACGGCACCGGCACGCGGGGCGGAACGAGCCCCCCGAGCUCUUCGUCUCCAGCCGCGGGCAAACAGCUCCUGCUGCACGGGGCGCAUCGCCCGCCCGGGGUCACCGCAGAGCCCGGCACCCGUGCACGGGGCUUUGUCUCAGCGGCGGGAGCCCCCCCAGGGGCGGGGCACGCGGGGCUGUGCGGCGAGCGGCCCCUGCCCUGAGCCCGCUGCUGGCGGCAGAGCCGAUACCGGCUGCUGCGAUGGGGAGGAGCGGCGGCCCCGCGGGCGCUGCACGGGGCGGGCUGAGCCCCCACGACCGAGACCGGGACCCGAGGGUGACUCCUAAAGCAAACGGAGGUUUUAAAGCGGCGUUUUCUAAACUCUUUUCUGCCCAACAAGUAGAUGUAGCAGCGCUGCGCGGGGCUGCCUGCAGCUGUGCCCCGUCCCUGCGGAAUAAACGCGAACACGUGAAGCAGCGC
Molecule: messenger RNA, 2638 nt
Organism: Numida meleagris (helmeted guineafowl)
Lineage: Eukaryota; Metazoa; Chordata; Aves; Galliformes; Numididae
Gene: HAP1
Product: huntingtin associated protein 1
Exons: 15
Coding region: 36-2174 (712 amino acids)
Biological process (GO): anterograde axonal transport of mitochondrion; neurotrophin TRK receptor signaling pathway; neurogenesis
Cellular component (GO): dendrite
Molecular function (GO): signaling receptor binding
Source: RefSeq, a predicted model, not a curated record